AUGGAUGAGUGGUUUCACGAGGACAAUCCACGAUCUGUUGAUGGCCUUGGCUAUGAUCGAAACGGCGUUGAAAGAGUUUUUUUUUUUUUAAAAAAAAAAAAAGGCUCGUCAGGUGAAGGUAGGGUGGUCGUGGAUAAGACAGUAUACGGCGGCAGAAAACAGCCAAGCUCUCUUAUGUCGAUGCUCAAAGGCAUCGCUAACCCGUAUCUAAAUGUAAACUUUGACAUACUGCUAUUAACAAAAGUCUUUGGAAUCCAAUCCGUCAAAACCAACAUCAUUUCCAACAUCAUUUUGUCGGAACUUAAAUUACAAGACAAUGGCGUUUCGUUUACCAAAGAAGUACGAUCGGCUGAAAUACCAAAAAUGUACGCCCAAGGACACAAAUGGCUCAAGGGGUUUGAGUUCUGGGGAACUCAUUGUGGGGAGAUAAUCGAAACUAGCUCAACAUAUGAGACAUAUGGGAUAUUUCAUAUCCAUGUAAGAUCACAAUGUAACUCAAGCUUAAAUACUCACAGAGAGUAG
Molecule: messenger RNA, 522 nt
Organism: Phycomyces blakesleeanus NRRL 1555(-)
Lineage: Eukaryota; Fungi; Mucoromycota; Mucoromycetes; Mucorales; Phycomycetaceae
Exons: 2
Coding region: 1-522 (173 amino acids)
Source: RefSeq, a predicted model, not a curated record